Molecule: messenger RNA, 969 nt
Organism: Mizuhopecten yessoensis (Yesso scallop)
Lineage: Eukaryota; Metazoa; Mollusca; Bivalvia; Pectinida; Pectinidae
Product: histone-lysine N-methyltransferase, H3 lysine-79 specific-like
Exons: 1
Coding region: 1-969 (322 amino acids)
Source: RefSeq, a predicted model, not a curated record
AUGUCAACCGACAAUACACUAAAUAGAAAAACACAUGAAAUAAUAGAAAACUGCAAAGAAAGAGAUGGUGGAAAGAGAGAGAAGGUGGAAAGAAAGAGAAGGUGGAAAGAGAGAGGAGGUGGAAAGAAAGAGAAGGUGAAGAGAAAGAGAAGGUCGAAAGAGAGAGGAGGUGGAGAGAAAGAGAAGGUGGAAAAAAGAGAAGGUGGAAAGAAAGAGAAGGUGGAAAGAAAGAGAAGGUGGAAAGAGAGAGGAGGUGGAAAGAGAGAGAAGGUGGAAAGAGAGAGAAUGUGGAAAGACAGAGAAGGUGGAAAGAGAGAGGAGGUGGAAAGACAGAGAAGGUGGAAACAGAGAGAAGGUGGAAAGAGAGAGGAGGUGGAAAGACAGAGAAGGUGGAAAGAAAGAGAAGGUGGAAAGACAGAGAAGGUGGAAAGAGAGAGAAGGUGGAAAGAGAGAGAAUAUAGAAAGAAAGAGAAGGUGGAAAGAGAAAGAAGGGGGAAAGACAGAGAAGGUGGAAAGAGAGAGAAUGUGGAAAGACAGAGAAGGUGGAAAGAGAGAGAAUGUGGAAAGAGAGAGAAGGUGGAAAGACAGGGAAGGUGGAAAGAGAGAGAAGGUGGAAAGAGAGAGGAGGGGGAAAGACAGAGAAGGGGGAAACAGAGAGAAGGUGGAAAGAGAGAGGAGGUGGAAAGAGAGAGAAGGGGGAAAGAGAGAGAAGGUGGAAAGAGAGAGAAUAUAGAAAGAAAGAGAAGGUGGAAAGAGAAAGAAGGGGGAAAGACAGAGAAGGUGGAAAGAGAGAGAAUGUGGAAAGACAGAGAAGGUGGAAAGAGAGAGGAGGUGGAAAGAGAGAGAAGGUGGAAAGAGAGAGAAUGUGAAACAGAGAGAAGGUGGAAAGAGAGAGAAGGUGGAAAGAGAAAGAAUGUGGAAAGAGAAAGGUGGAAAGAGAGAGAAGGUGGAAAGAGAGAGAAGGUUUGA